Molecule: messenger RNA, 2049 nt
Organism: Pestalotiopsis fici W106-1
Lineage: Eukaryota; Fungi; Ascomycota; Sordariomycetes; Amphisphaeriales; Sporocadaceae
Exons: 8
Coding region: 1-2049 (682 amino acids)
Biological process (GO): DNA-templated transcription; positive regulation of transcription by RNA polymerase II
Cellular component (GO): nucleus
Molecular function (GO): DNA-binding transcription factor activity, RNA polymerase II-specific; zinc ion binding; sequence-specific DNA binding
Source: RefSeq, a predicted model, not a curated record
AUGAGAUACAGCUGCGCGCGGUGUCGAAAGCAAAAGAUCAAAUGCUCUGGGUUGCAACCAUGUGAGGGUUGUAGGAAGCGCAAGGUGGCAUGCAAUUUUGACGAUAAGGACGACAAGGUGGUUGUAACAAGAGCGUAUCUUUUGGAUCUACAGCGAAAGGUAGCUACACGCAGUCCAUCAUCUCCGGAACACCCGCCACGGACGGGUGACAAUGCCAGGAGUAAUAUAGCCACGCCGUCCAUCUCUGGGCAUGAGGAUGACACGUUACUAGAGGAGGGCCGCGAUGCGGACGUCACUCGGAAUAAUGAUCUCGACUCAGCUUCAAGAUCAGAUGGGCGAGAGGAUAGGUCUUCGGAUCUUACAAAUCCUCUUGCAGAUUCCCCCUCUACGUUCAUGUCAACCUUAAACGGAAAGCCUUUCUAUCUAGGAACUUCGUCAAACUGGUCAUUCUCAGGGCGACUACUUCAAAUAACACAUGAGUAUCUGCACAAGACUCCUUUGCCAGCAGAAGCUAUCCUUUUUGAUGGAUCUGCCUAUGGCUUUGGCUGGCGAGGGGACUCCAUCACGGACAACGCCGACUUACCAGCCAUACCGAGUCCAGACUAUGCCAUAUACCUCAUCAAUGCCGUCAAAUUUCAUUGUGGGCAACUCUUCCAUUUAUUCGAUGACGAAGAGUUCCAUCGCAACCUUCAACGAUUCUACUCCAACCCAAAUCAAAAAGAAAAGAAAUCCGAUUUAUGGUAUAUCCACUUUCUCUUGAUUUUGGCUUUUGGGAAAAUGUUCAUACUGCAAAAAGUCACGGGGACACGGCCGUCUGGCUCCGAGUUCUUCCAAAGAGCAAUGGAGAUUCUCCCACCCACCUAUAUUCUUUGCCAGCAACCCAUUGCCGCUACAGAAAUUCUAUGUUGCAUCGCACUUUAUCUCCAAUGCUUUGACCAUAGGCAAGCUGCAUAUAUCUAUAUCAGUCAGGCCAUGCGCACAGCCAUGGGCUACGGUAUGCACACGGAGAUGCCAGUCGCGCAAUUAGGCGAGGAAUACGUUCAGCGGUGCCGCAAGAUUUGGUGGACCAUAUAUCUACUUGACCGGCAGAUGACUAGUCUCAUGGGCUUACCGCAAUGUAUACAAGACGCUGACAUCCAGUGCCAAAUGCCUGUAUAUCCAGAAGCCAGCCAGCGAACGACCACGCUGGAAAUGCACAUCAAAUUGGCCGGCGUCAUCGCUGGGAUAAGCAGUAUCUAUGGUGCCGACGGGCGGCUGAAUCGCAAAUUCCUGGUUAGCACAAAGGCAUUGCUGGAGAGCUUGGCCAGCCUAGCCAUUGAACUUGGACAGGUUGUGCCAUUGAAACUGGAUAAUCCUGGCUAUGGGGUACCGAGAAUGUCAGCUUCGCUGCACCUGCUGUAUCAUCAGUGCAUCGUAUUAGCAACGCGCCCACUGAUAUUCUGCUGCCUCAAAAUGUGUCUUGAAGGGGCAGUAAACUCGAAAGAACCCACACGCCACCGUCUGAACUCGAUAGUGCAGAUGUGUAUGGAGUCUGCUCAGCAAACCAUCAUCAUACUAGAGAGCCUGCAGGCGCAGGGUCUUCUGGAAACAUUUCUUCCAAUGGAUCUCGACGCCUUGUACGUGUCGUCAGUAAUUCUCGCCAUUGCGCCCGUGGUCGAUGACCAGCGCCUCAAAGACCACGCUUCCUGGACGCACCGAUCACUCACCCUCCUCGACACGAUAAUCAGCGCCGGGAACCUGAUUGCCACAUGGCGGAGGUCCGAGGUGCAGCAGCUCGACCAAAACAUGGAGCAGAUCCUCGCCGUCGGCCUCCACGCUCCGUGUUCGUCGGCCUCGGUAGCAGUGGCGGAUGUACAGAUGCCGGAAGCAUCGCAUACAGAGAACAUGGCUUUUGAUCAGAGCUCCCUGCAGUCGCAGGCCUUGAGCAUGAUGGAAUCUGGUAGUGGCGAAGACUUGACGGCAGACCAGAUCAUGGCGAUUGCGAAUUCCAUCCAGGACGAGGACGUGGAAUGGAUGGAACGAGCUAUAGCUGAAAACAGUAUAUGGUGA